This is a messenger RNA of Nematocida minor, 855 nucleotides long. RefSeq lists its product as uncharacterized. The transcript has a single exon. The coding region runs from base 1 to 855 and encodes 284 amino acids. NCBI's taxonomy places the organism in Eukaryota, Fungi, Microsporidia. The record is from RefSeq and is a predicted model, not a curated record.
AUGAUUAUCACUAAGACCUUUGCCCUUUUUUUGACAAUAUAUUUUAAACUAAAUCAAGCAGCAACAGGAAUUAGACAAGAGCGAAGUUCACAAGCCCCAGACUUCAAUGUAGUACAGAGAUCUACUGAUGACACUGUAAAAGUAAAUCCAGGAAUAGUUAAUGUAUGGACCUCACCCGAUGAAUCAAAUGGACAACAUUUUGCAAACUCAUGCCAAUACGGCAACACCUGCCUUAUGAAUAAAGCACCAACUCCACAAGCAAACCCAAUUGAAAGAAGAAAUUCUUUUAAUGGCGGAUUGCAUUCCAGAAAACGCACAGGUCAUCCACACGAAGGAAAAAAUGAACAACUUGGACCAUGCUUGGGGCUAGAGAAGCAAGACAAGGUCGGCUUACAAUCUAUACACACUAAGCUAUACUUGGCUUCAUGUGAGGACUGCGUUAAUGCCAAAUACAGAAACAUGGCUAUGGUAUACAGGUCAUACGGUGGCGACGAAGGAAUGUGGAAGCUAACUCCUGAAGGAGCCAGAUGCACUAUUAAAAACAUCAAAACAGGUAUGUAUCUAAGCAGAUGCUCGAACUGCACAUCAGAAGUCUCUAACUUACCUCUUGUAUCGCUCUACCGAGACACCAUAAACGAAGGAACAAAUGAUGAAAUGUGGAUUCUUGAAAGACAUUCUGAAAAAACCUAUGGAUUUAAGUCUGCCAGCUCUGGUGAGUAUUUGGGUGUCUGUCCAAACUGUCUCACUAGCAACAGUACAGUUACAGACCCUGGCGCUCUUUUCAAAACAGAUCGUGAUAAUAGCUUUGUUGUAUGGGGGGUAAAUAUAGAUGUUCCCGAAGAAGCAAUCCUUUAA